UGGGAAUGUUAGUGGACAUGUCAUACGAGCGGAGGUGGAGACGCACCUGGGGAAUUACAAGAAUAAGCAACCGUGCGUCCUCUUAAUGGAACUUUCCCGGACCUGCGACAUGCAUUGAGCUCCAGCUGCGGAAUAAAGACAACAUGUACACGUCCGAGCGCAGGCGGAUGAGCCUGCGAGAGCUGAAGAGGAAGGAUCCAGUCUGGGUGUCAGCUGGGAGUUUGUGGCAGGACUCUCUGGCGAUAGAGCUGAGUGCCAGCAGCGGCUCGGGUAAACCGAUCGUCUCUCCACGGAGUCGGAGCAGAGCGGUGUCCGUGGCUUACAUUGUCAACGAGGACGCGUCGGUGCCGCAGACUGAAGAGAACUUGUCGCUAAAAUGUCUAAAGGAAGCCUGUGCGGACGCGCACGCUGCUUUUAAAACCAUUUCUUUUGAGAGAAUAUCACUGGGAACCACAGACAUCCUGGAUAGUUUCUACAAUGCAGAUGUAGCAGUGGUGGAGAUGAGUGACACUUUCUGCCAGCCUUCUCUUUUCUACCACCUCGGAGUCAGAGAAAGUUUCAGCAUGACCAAUAAUAUAAUUCUCUACUGUUACAAACAAGAUAGUGAUCUACAGGCGGUCAAGGAGCAGUGUGGCAGCUACACCUUCAUCCCUUACGUAGUGUCACCUCAGGGCAAAGUGUUUGCCUGCGAUGCCACAAUGAUGACUUGUAUCAAAGAGCUGAUGCAGCCUAGUUUCCAGCUGGAGCCCCUCCUUACGCCGCUGGUGGAGAGACUGGUGCAUCUGCUGAACAAUGUGCACAUUCAGUCCAGUGAAUACUUCCGCGAGUCAAUCAGGCAUGAGAUUCGCAUGGCACGCGAGAGGUUCAGCGGCCAUGCCCUGAGUGAGGAGUUGAGUCGUAUCCAGAAACGUUUGGACAGUGUAGAGCUGCUCACCCCUGAUAUAGUCAUGAACCUGUUGUUAUCCUACAGGGACAUACAGGACUAUGACGCCGCGAUCAAACUGGUGGAGACUCUAAACAACCUGCCAAUGUGCCUGGUAGCAAGACAUCAGAAUAUCAAGUUUCACUAUAUAUUUGCUCUAAACAGGAGGAAUCACCCUGGAGAUCGCGCAAAGGCUUUGGAAUUAAUUCUGCCAAUUGUAGAGUCGGGGAACAAGGUGGCAUCAGAUGUCUACUGCCUGUGUGGACGGAUCUACAAAGACAUCUUCAUGGCCUCAGGCUUCACUGACCAGCGCAGCAGAGACCAGGCCUGCUACUGGUAUGGAAAAGCUUUUGAGACAGAGCCAACCCUUCACUCAGGCAUCAACAACGUGGUCCUCUUGAUGGCAGCUGGCCAUGAAUUUGAGACUUCUAUUGAACUGCGUAAAAUAGGUGUGACUCUAAGCACCCUGCUUGGGAGAAAGGGUAGUUUGGAGAAGAUGAAGGACUACUGGGAUGUGGGAUUCUACCUCGGUGCAAACAUCCUCGCUAGCGAACACAGAAAAGUCAUUGAGGCCUCUGAGAAGCUCUACAGACUCAAGGCCCCUAUUUGGUUUGUGGCAUCCAUUAUGGAGACCUACAUACUGUACCGUCAGUUUGCCAAGCUGCCGGAGGUGAGAUCUCCAAAACAAGAUAUAGGGGACUUCUGGAUGGAGCUGCUUUUGCAGACCUGUAAACCCACCAUCUCAACAGACCGCUGCCCAGUACUCGUUCUGGAACCCAGCAAAGUCCUCCAACCAGCUAUUGUCUGUGUUAGCGAGGAAGAUGAAAGUCGCACUGUCCAGUUAAAACACGUCACAACCUUAAAGAAAGGCUUACACCAGUGGACUUUCCCAGCGUCCGCAAUUCGGGGAGUGAGUGCUUCAAAGAUUGAUGAGCGGAGCUGCUUCCUCUACGUCCACUACAACUCAGAUGACUUCCAGCUCUGCUUCCCUUCUGAGAUUCAUUGUAAAGGUUUCUGCGAGCUGGUAAACUCCCUCCUCCAGCAGGCUGAAGACACAGCUCAUGACCUCGAACAUCUAACUGAGGGAAUACUAGAGUACGUCUAUGAGACCAGCGAGAACGGCAACAAGGUGGUUCUCGGUAAAGGGACGUACGGUGUUGUGUACGCAGGACGAGACCUGAGCAACCAAGUACGCAUCGCCAUCAAGGAGAUCCCUGAGAAGGAUAGCACGUACUCCCAGCCCCUCCAUGAGGAGAUAGCUCUACACAAGAGGCUUAAACACAGAAAUAUUGUCCAGUACCUGGGUUCUGUCAGUCAGGAUGGUUUCAUCAAGAUCUUCAUGGAAGAAGUACCGGGAGGAAGUUUGUCGUCUCUUCUGCGCUCCAAAUGGGGUCCUCUGAAAGACAAUGAAGCCACCAUCAUCUUCUACACCAAGCAGAUCCUUGAGGGCCUCAAGUACCUUCAUGAUAAUCAGAUAGUCCACAGAGACAUUAAGGGUGACAAUGUAUUGAUCAACACCUACAGUGGAGUGCUGAAGAUCUCUGACUUUGGAACCUCGAAGCGGUUAGCAGGGAUCAACCCCUGCACUGAGACGUUUGCUGGAACGCUGCAGUACAUGGCGCCGGAGAUUAUAGACCAAGGGCCUCGAGGUUAUGGGAAGCCAGCAGACAUCUGGUCCCUGGGGUGCACUAUCAUAGAAAUGGCAACAGGCAAAACACCCUUCCAUGAGCUGGGAAGCCCUCAGGCAGCCAUGUUCAAGGUGGGCAUGUUUAAGAUCCACCCCAAGGUUCCAGAGUGCAUGUCAGAUGAAGCCAAGGACUUCAUCAUGAACUGUUUCGAACCAAACCCGGACGACAGAGCCUCGGCUACAGAGCUGCUGAAGGACACCUUCCUUAGAUCUUCCCCAAGAAAAAAGGCUAAAGCUCAACAGGAAUCAGGGUCUAAAGACUUUCUUUCUACAGCUGAUUAUCAGCGCAGCUUGUCCGUGCCCAUCUCCAUCCUUGUUGAGGACACUGAUUCCUAUUCUGGCUCGAUUGAUCUGUCUUGUUCUCUGGACCUGAGGAGGCACCAGUCAAUCCCCAGAGCGGAUGAAAUCCCAGAGAGCCCACCCAGCACCAGCAGCUUUUUGUCAAUACAAGACGACUCUGCAACGGACCUGAGCAGUCCGGCCACAACAGAGGAGAACAUUGGUCUUUUUAUGCUGAGAAAGGACAGCGAAAGGAGAGCGACACUGCACCGAGUUCUCACCGACUACAUCAGUAAUGUCGUCUCAAAUAUACGGGAGUCUGUGCCUCAGUAUGGUGAAGGAUCAUCGCUCACUGCAGAGCACAUCACCACACUUAUUACCUGCAUGGGAGACAACAUCCGCUCCCCAGACAGGAAACAGCUGACCAGCGUCCUGCUGGACCUACGAGCGACGCUGCUUGCGGCUGCAGUACCUCUGAACAGCCUACAGGCGGUGCUCUUUAGCUUCCAAGAUGCAGUGAAGAAGGUGUUGAGGCAGCAACAGGUGAAACCUCACUGGAUGUUUGCUCUGGAUAAUCUGCUGAGGCAGGCAGUACAGGAUGCCAUAACUGUACUACUACCAGAACUGAAACUCCAGCUGCAGUCCUCGUUUGAGAAUGAAGACAGCACCCCCGAGGAGCAGUAUGCUGACCCAGACACUCCCGUAGCUCUCGUCCCCGACCACCUGGUGGCGCUGGCAGACACGCAGCAGCCAACACCCAUGAAUGGGAUCCUGCCUCCAGAUAGCCCUAACUCCCCCACAGACCUCGUCCUUAACACCAACUGUCCCCUCAGUGAGAAGCUGAGAGACCUGCGAAUAGAGACCAGGAGACUGCUGAGUCAGCUGAGUGAAAAAGAGAGAGAGUACCAGGAGCUACUGAGGAACACUGUCCAGAAGAAACAGGAACAGAUAGAUGCGCUGAGGAAAGCAGCAGUUACUGAAGAUGGUGAGUUGGCUUCACGGAAAACCUCUAAUCCAGAGUUGAAGGCUUUGGUACGCUGGCUCAAGUCUGUCCCCGUGGAUCAAGACACUAUUGAUAAGUUGCUCUCUCAUGGAUUCACCUUGGACUGUCUCCUCUACAUGGCCUCCAGGGAUGACUUGAUGUACUGUGGAAUAAGAGGUGGCAUGCUGUGUCGAAUCUGGGCAGCCAUCACAGCUCGCAGAAAGACCCAGCUCAGCACACACAAUGAGGACUGCGAGGACACUCCUCUUUAAUGGCUGCUGAUGUUGUACAUCAAAGGACAGGUUUAUUGACAGGCUGGCCCUGUGUCAUCCGGAGGAAAAAGAGGCACUGGCGAACAUAAGUGCCUCUGCAAAGGAGCUGAUGUAAAGCAGGAUGGAUUUUUAGCUACUUUGUUGAACUGUGAAUGUAUUUUUAAAAGGAUACUGACUACUGCUUCUAGUUUUUGUGCAUAUAAGGGAGCAUCCACAAGUCUGCUAAAGUUACAAGCACCUUUUUGGGGUUUUUUUUAAACAUUUUCUCAGGGCUUUGGCAAGUGGGACUGCAAUUAUGCCUCGACAAAAAGAAUGCAGAGAAGAGUGUUAAUGAAUCUGCAAACAAACAAGUUUAAAUGCUGUUUUAAUGUUUCUUUCCGAUGACGCUGCUCGACUGUGUUUUACAAUAAACUAAGCAGGAUCUAAGUUAUUAGGAGCAUACUGCUUUAAGAUGAAUGCCUCUGCAUUCUCAGGGAAAAAAACAAAACAUGGGUUAUUUGUACGAUACAUCCUGUUAAAAAUUAAUUCAUAUAAUAAACAGGAACAUUUAAUCUCUCAGACUUGCUUGUUAUCUGCACACAGCCGGUUGUUGGUAACAGGGUGAGGGUUUUUUUUUUUCUUUUCGAGGGAGUGACGUCUCAUGGAAGAAGUGAUGAAUAGUGGCGAACAGUCUUUAAAUUCCACGUCUGUUUCCUCAUCUGUUUCACGAUGUUGACAUCUCCUUAGAAACGGUGAUGUAAGCGUUGUGUGUGUGUGAAUGUGUGUGUGUCUCUGUGCUGUAUUGGUGAGGCUGUGUAGCUCUACUGUUUGACUUUUGGAGAGUCAAGUUGAUAAUUUUUGUUGAUGUUUUAUCUAGUCCUCAGUUCUUCGAUGUGUAAGUGUUAAACUAUAUAUUUAAACUUUAGAAACUAGGUAACUGAGUAAUGUAAAGAAUGAAAAUGUUUGAUCUAGGUUCUGGUUACAAGGAUAUGAUAUAUUUAGAGACCGGUUAUGACUCCAGGUCCCCAUCACACUCACUUGCAUGACUGCUGUUGUAUGGUUUGUGCAAAACUAAAUCACGUAAUGUAUAUAAUUGAAAAUUAAUUUUAGUCUGUGCAAAUGUUGCGAAUGAGCUCCAAUGACUUGUUAGACAUUAAUUAACUCUCUUAAAGAAUAAUAGUGAGCUGA
Messenger RNA from Stegastes partitus (bicolor damselfish), 5309 nucleotides. RefSeq names its product mitogen-activated protein kinase kinase kinase 5. Lineage: Eukaryota; Metazoa; Chordata; Actinopteri; Pomacentridae. Gene Ontology annotation, molecular function: MAP kinase kinase kinase activity; ATP binding. Bases 144 to 4142 code for a protein of 1332 amino acids. The record is from RefSeq and is a predicted model, not a curated record. Gene Ontology annotation, biological process: protein phosphorylation; MAPK cascade; cellular response to stress. The transcript has 28 exons.